Molecule: messenger RNA, 1589 nt
Organism: Daphnia pulex (common water flea)
Lineage: Eukaryota; Metazoa; Arthropoda; Branchiopoda; Diplostraca; Daphniidae
Exons: 2
Coding region: 249-1214 (321 amino acids)
Source: RefSeq, a predicted model, not a curated record
GGGAGAAGGACCUACCCAGACAAAGGAAUAAGAGAGGGGGACUCAGUGCUGUUGACGAUUGUGGCUAGGCGAGUAGCAAUACAAAGCGUUCUUUGCAGCAAACAGGUUCACGUGUUAAUUUCUAUAUCAACAGGUUAUGGGCCCAGCUGUACGCACAGCUAACAGCUACUCUGUCUGAACAAUUAUUUUUUUUUGUGUGUGUCCCCGGCUAACUGUUCCCAAGAAAUUAGAAAUUCUUUUCUGGAGUGAUGGAGAAAGAUGGCCGCCGCCAUGUUGUAUGGUGUCUGAAUGGGAAAAACUACGCGUCUUGGAAAUUUGGAAUGAAGCUGGCGUUACAAAGUGUUGAGCUUUGGGAAGUCGUGAACGGGACUCAACGGCAACCUGCUGAAAGACGCAAUGCUGACCAGGUGAUUGAAAAUGCAGCUGAUAUAACCAACUGGAACAAGAGAAAUACCACGGCAAUGCAGAACAUAUUUGGCGCCAUCAAAGAAGACCAAUCAAGGAUCCUGAUGUCUUGUAGCACAGCCCAAGAGAUGUGGAUGAAAUUGGAGACUGAGUAUGAAGAAGAUGCCGCAGACAAUGCACCUCUAUUGUGGACAAAGUUCUAUGGAUGCACAUUUCGACCAAGCCAAAGUGUAUCAAGCUUCCUGACUGAGUUGGAACAGAUAGCAUUCCGUCUGAAGAGCCUCAACAUAGCUAUUGAUGAUAAUCAAAUAAUGGCAAAGAUACUCAUGUCGCUUCCUCCAGAGUUCCGUGUUUUUGCCUUUGCAUGGGACAGCACGCCUGUUGCAGAGAAAACUCUCAAGAAACUGACUACUCGCCUUAUAGCAUUGGACAAGAGCCUGCGCAACGACGAAGAAGCAAAAUCGACAUCUGAUACUGCCUAUCUCAGUAAGCCGAACAGAGAUGAAUCACAGCACAAAGAGCAAGCACUUCCUGCCCAGUACGGUCAGAACAAAGGAAAAAGCCACCCUUCCAGUCAACAUGCUGGUAUACCGAGAACAUGCUGGGAGUGCAACUCCACUACGCAUGUUAGAGCUCAAUGCCGUCAAUACAAACGCCGGCGUGAGAGAGAAGGAGAAGAAGCGGACAGAAAAAGGAAGCGUUACGAUCGACAUGACAGAAGAGAUGAUAAACUAUGUAAGCUCCCAGGAGCAACUGGCCGAUGCACUCACGAAACCCCUGGCUGCUCCACGCUUCAAGUAUCUCCGUGACAAGAUUGGCGUUCGGGGUGUAGGGGAGGUGUAACUGAAGAGUUAAAGGAGGCUGAUAUUUCUUUUCUUAUUAUUUGUCUUGUGACACUGAACCUAGUAUUUAUGUCUGAUUCAAAUAUGCUGUGUAUUCUGUGCUCAUGUUUAUUUUUGGGGGUCCAGUUUGAGGGGAGGUGUUGAGUAUAAAAGAUAAACAAACUGGACAGUGCGGCAACGCAGGAUAGCCAGGAAAGAAGAGAGGGGGAGAAGGACCUACCCAGACAAAGGAAUAAGAGAGGGGGACUCAGUGCUGUUGACGAUUGUGGCUAGGCGAGUAGCAAUACAAAGCGUUCUUUGCAGCAAACAGGUUCACGUGUUAAUUUCUAUAUCAACAAAAAA